Molecule: messenger RNA, 324 nt
Organism: Drosophila erecta
Lineage: Eukaryota; Metazoa; Arthropoda; Insecta; Diptera; Drosophilidae
Product: myotrophin
Source: RefSeq, a predicted model, not a curated record
AUGCAGGACUCCAGCGGCAAGACGCAUAAAUACGGAGUCAAACAGAUCACGGGCGAUGGACGCAGCAUGGAGAACGUCAGCUGGACGAUCAGAAAGGGCGAGUACGACGAGGUGGAGCGCUUCCUCCUGGUCGGAUCGAUCCAGUGCCCCCUGCACUACGCCGCCUGCUUUGGCCAGCUGAAGCCGCUGAAGUUCUUUGCGCGGAUCGGUGCCGAGCUGGAAGGAAUCACACCGCUCCUGGCGGCCAUCUGGGAGGGGCACACGUUCCUGCUCCAGAUGGGCGCCAGUCGCAUUCGACGGCUGCUGGCAUCUACUGUGGAUUAA